AUGGAUGCUCUCGACAGACGUGAGCAAGAUGCACAGAAUGAUUGCGAACAGAAGCACGAAGAUCUGACCGCCAAGUACGAAGCACAAGAUGAGCAGCUGAUCGCCAGUCAGUCUAGAAAUACAGAAGGGCUGGAAACCAUUUUGACGAACAUGAGCAAACUCGCAGAACCUCGCACACAACUCGAACAUACCAAGAAGCAGGUUGGGAACUUGCAGGGUCCGCUGAGGGAAGCGCGAGAAUCAGCUCAGCACGCCACUUCGCAGCAUCACCAAUCAACCGAGACUUCUCAAGCCUCGCACCGUGACGCUGUUUUCGCCCUCAAUGUGGAGCACGCAAACGAAGUCCGCGUCUUGAAUCAGCAAAUCGAGAGCUUGAAUUCUAAGGUCGCCGAAAUGGCAAAGAAAGAGUCUGAUGUCACGCGACAAAUACUGGACCUCAACAACGACCUACAAGAACGAGACAAGACCGUCUCGAGUCACGUCGAAUAUAUUGGAAAGCUCAAGGAAGAACUGAAAAAGAGCAACACAAGAGUUGAGGGAUUGAAAAAGGACGUUGAGCGCAGGCAGAAGGAUCUGCACAAACACGACGAGCAACAGCAAAACGAGCGUAAGUCAUUGGAGUCAACCAUAACGGAGCUUCAAGGAGAGCUUGGAGCCGCUCUGCAUCAUCUCGAGAACAUCAUCGCUGGUCCUGCAAUCCACUGCGAUCAACAAAAAUUACGUGACGCCGCUACCACGCUGCCCAGCACAACCCUGGUAGAUGAGUGUACAAAAGACUACCAUUUGGACCCUCAGGACGUUUCUACAGACUGGUCGCUGUCCAUGGUCUCUGAGCACGAACUGCUGCCAUACAGACAUCGGCCUUUCUCUCAACUUACAACACGUCUCUAUCUUUCAGCUGGCGUGUCACACGACCAUCGAGCAAUUCAAGCCAUGCUAGAGGUUAUGCUGCAGAAGCCGGAUCGGUUUAAUCCUCAGGAUCUCCCUUUGAUGAUCUCCUUGGUGCACAAACUUCUGGAAGGAAUCGUUGGGGAGGACAGCGCCAUGUUCGCAGUUCGCGUCAUGGAGCUCAUCAUCAGAGUUGCCAAGGCCCACAACUAUGCCUGGCACAACUUCCCCUCACUGUGGCAGGAGUGGAAGCCCAAGGUCUCCCCAGAUACCAACUGGGCCAAGUACAUGCUCCUUAGUGCUCACGUCUCCUGGCUGGUACUUUGGGCAGAUGCUGUCCACGAUACCAACAACACCACUGCUAGUGUUGUUCCGCUGUCGCGCAUCUGGAUGGCCGACAGCGGGGUCCAAGCCAUUGACGAUCAUACUCUGAAUCAUGCUAUGCCAGAGUUGAAAAGUGUUGUCGAAAAGCUUUCCGUGGGAUCUUCCAGAUCGCCUCGCACGCUCUUUGCCAACCGUGUUAACUCAUCCGCCACAUUCUAUGCUAUUGUUGAUGUUCAGGCUCGAUGGAUAGUCGUAUAUCCUCAAUCUGAAGGUGAGGUGGAUGGGCAUGGGCUGAACACCCUGCCUCAGCGCUGCAGGAUCAAUGGCGAGCUCAGUGAUGUGCCCGACUUCGUUCUUCCCGACCAUGACAUGAUGUUCGUGGCACGGAAUAUGAGGGUCCUUUCCGGGCGUUCACUCCGUCUGUGGCGUGAAAGAAAGGCCGCCGAAGAAAAGCGCUCACAGGGUAUGCAGUAA
Messenger RNA from Aureobasidium melanogenum CBS 110374, 1686 nucleotides. RefSeq lists its product as uncharacterized. Lineage: Eukaryota; Fungi; Ascomycota; Dothideomycetes; Dothideales; Saccotheciaceae. The transcript has a single exon. The record is from RefSeq and is a predicted model, not a curated record. The coding region runs from base 1 to 1686 and encodes 561 amino acids.